AUCAUAACCAGACAACAUAUCCAAUAUAUUCCAAACAGCUUCAUGUCAUUAAUUUCAUCACAUGAUUUUUUUUUAUUUUUAAAAGUUAUUAGCAUAUAAACAUUGGUUAUGUACUGCUUUUUAAAUAUCUAAAGUAGAUAAAUUUUGUAAAUAGAUUUAAUUUUAGUACUGAAAUAUAACUAAUGCCUGGGUCGCGGCAUUUUACUGUCGAUGCUAUUAGAAAGGAUUUACCGGAAAAAAUCAAUGAAGUCGAACUAGAAAAAUGGCAAAAUAUCAGUUAUUUAUUACAACAAGGACAGUCAAACACUGGGAAACUAAUUGAGAAACCAUCUGUACGGAAAAUACGCCUUUUGAAAAUCAAUGGAAAUAGAAAAGAAAAAACAACCUUUCUCAAAUUUUUAAGUGAAGGAGCUCUUCUCAUCAAAGAAUAUAUCAAAGCUGAAAUUGCCGAUGUGUACAUUGUAGAAGACGAGAAGAUUUGUAGGUUACUCUACAAACACGGUUAUCCAUCGAUGGGUGCUGCAUGGCCAGUUGGACCAGGAACAGUAGUUUCAGCGUAUGUUGCCUUUUGUGGAGAAACUUUAAUUCUUGACGAAAAAUCAGAUUACCAUAAAUUGUAUCCUCUUGGAACAGGAAGAGGAGGGCUCAAACCAAUACAUUUGAUAAGCAUUCCUAUGUUAACUGAUGAUGGAAAUUGCAAAGCUGUGUAUGAAUUUGGUAAAAUCUCUCCAGACAAGAAAUUUAAUCGAGCCGAAACUAGCAUGUGUUCAUGCAUGGUCGCAUGGUUAGGACAAUCUAUCAUAACGAAACCAGUUCAAUUUGGACCGAGUGUUGAGACAUAUCAAUCAUUGUUUAGUGCCUUAGAACGAUUUCAGGUCUCACAUGCAGAUCCAGAAAUUUUGAUAUCUGAUAUUUUGAAAGUACUAUUAAACACUGUACCUAUGGAGAAAGUAAACUAUUAUGAAGUAAUCAAAGGUGAAGAAUUUAGGUGCAGAUUACGAGCACAAGUGGGAAACGAUAAAUGGCAAUGCUGUCCUGAGUAUAUAUUAAAAGAGGGAGAUUUCAUUAAAACGAUUAUCGAUAAUCAUACCAGUAAAAGUAUGUCAAGGGAUGAAAUAGCAUUGCUUGACGAACCGCUUAAAUAUAACUUCAGAGGCGUAGUUUCUUAUCUGUGUGUUCCUAUUGGUAUAAAAACAAAAACAAGAGGAGUUGUAGAACUUAUUAAUAAGAAAGACGGAGAUACUUUUAGUGAUUUUGACAUAGAUGAAGCCACCAGGUGUGGUAUCCAUUGUGUUGCAGGCCUCCGCUUUAACAGAUUAUAUUUGAAAAAACAAAGAACGUUCGCUAUGUGUGAAAACCAAAGCCGGACCCUGCUACGUCACAUGAUUCCGUGCUCCCACGAUUUAGAACUUGUAAAAUAUAAAAUGGCCAAUUUAAAUGUACCCCUGAUUUUUUCAAAUUUACUUACUAUCCAUCAGAAGAGGAACUGUCGGACUUGACAAUGUAUACAUUGUAUAUUUUUCGAGACGUGUUUCAAGUUCGUAAAAAUGAUAUAAAAACAACUGACAAAUUGUUAAACUUCAUUUUGAAAACGAAACAUGGUUAUAGGAAUCUUCCUUAUCACAAUUUCGAACAUGCAUUCAUUUUUUGUCAUUGUGUAUAUAUUAUCACGGGACUUAACUAUGACAUAUUUUCAGACUUAGAGAGAAAAGCACUGAUUAUAGCAGCGCUUUGUCAUGACAUAGACCACCGUGGAACAACUAAUAAGUUUAUUCAAGAUACUGGGCACCAACUGACAAAAUUAUAUCAUGAUUCCUUCUUGGAAAAUCAUCAUGCAAGUAUGUGUAGGAUGCUUGUCCAGGAUUGUGGGAUCUUUUCUGAUUUGAGUUCCAACGAUUACGAAACAGUUAUAAAAAUUAUUAACUUGGCUAUAUUAUCUACAGAUCUGAGUCUCCAUUUCUCAGCACGGUAUAAAAUGGUAGAUAUUCUUAUGAACAAUUCGUUUUCACCGAAAAACAAGGCUCACAAGGACCUUCUUAUAGCAAUACUAAUGACAGCCUGUGAUUUAUGUGGUCAAUGCAAAUCUUUUAGAGUGACUGAGAGAUUGUGCAGGAAUUUAUACAAAGAAUUUUAUGCUGAGGCUGACCUAGGAAUUAAGUUUGGUAUCCCACCAGUCUAUGUAAUGAACAAAAUGUAUAACCAAGAUGUACCAAAAUAUCAAGUUCAGUUCAACUCAGAAGUUUGUGUGCCUUGCUAUUACAUUUUAAGUGCUAUACUAGAAAAUACUAAAGAACUUCAUAAGCGGUGUUGUGAUAUCUGCGAGAUAUGGGACAGAAUAAGCUCUUCUGGAAGUAGUUGGAAUGUGUUUACUGAAGAAUAUAUUUAUCCUACAUAGAUAAAUAUUAAGAUUAAAAGAUAUAUCAUCAUUGAA
This is a messenger RNA of Nezara viridula (southern green stink bug), 2431 nucleotides long. Lineage: Eukaryota; Metazoa; Arthropoda; Insecta; Hemiptera; Pentatomidae. The record is from the annotation of a GenBank genome assembly.